AUGAAAGUAAUUCUCAAGACAAUUACUGGAAAGCAGCACGAGGUGGAUGUGGAGGCGACCUCGACGAUUCUCGAUGUGAAGAAGCUGCUGGUGGACGAAUACGAGCCGGCGUCGCUGCGGCUGUGUUUCAACGGUGCCGUGCUGGAGGACAGCAAGAUUCUGGCAGAUGCUGGAGUUAAAGACAACGACUUUCUUGUGCUCGCCGGCCGCAAACGAAAGAUCCCGAAACCGGCGAGCAUGCCAUCGGCGGAGCCGCAAAAGACGGAGGCGGCGCCUGAGUUUAGCGCACCUCUAUCUGCUACUGCACCACCGCCGGCGAUGCCCACGUCUGCUUCCACCACGACGUCCACCGCCGACUCAGCUGCCCCCGCUGUUCCUGCUGCCACUACAGCUCCAGCUACAGCUCCAGCCCCUGCUCCAGCUCCAGCUCCAGCUCCUGCUCCUGUCGCUCCUACGCCCCCCGCUGGCUCUGCUAUUCCUGUUGCCUCCGCAGCAAGCAUCUAUGGUGUGGCCCCCAACCUGAUCGACGAGGUGGCGGCAAUGGGCUUCGAGGACCGCAAUCAAAUUGCCUUGGCGCUACGCGCCGCCUUCAUGAAUGUCGAUCGCGCCGUGGAGUACCUCUUUGACGGCAUUCCUCCUCACCUUGUGGAGGAGCUCACGUCCCACGGUCUUCCUGCCGCACCCGCCGAGGCCCCAAGAGCAUCGAAUCCGUCUGCAUCUUCUGCAACCGCGGCUGUACCCGUGUCAACUUCUCUUGCUUCCGCAGCUACGCUAUCCACCGCCGCGUCGGAGAUGCGCGACGCCCUCUCGCGCAUCCCACAGUUUGACGAAAUCCGUACCCUGUACAACCAAAACACGGACACGCUGCCAGUGGUGAUGCAGCAGAUUGCGCUGCGGCACCCGGCCGUGUACGAGCAGAUCGAGCGCAAUCCGGAGGUGUUCCUCUCCAUCAUGGGCGAGGCAGGGCAGCCAGGGACUUCGAAUGCUCCACCCGGGUCCGUCGCGUCGCCGACGGCAGAGGCUGUCGUGGGUGACACGGAAGAGGGCAGCUUCAUGAACGAACUGCAGGCUGGAGUCGAGCUGACUGCCGAGGAUCGCAUGGCGGUUCAGCAGCUCGUUGAGUUAGGAGGUGGCAUGUGGGACGAGCAGAGCGCUGUGCUAGUCUACCUUGCUACCCAGCGCAAUCAAGAGGUAGCGGCGAGUGUGUUGUUUGAGCACGGUGGUGUUCCGGCAGAGUUGUUGGCGGAGAUUGCCACCCAAAUAGCCGACGAGGAGGCGGAGGACUACGAGGAUGAGCAGUGA
Molecule: messenger RNA, 1302 nt
Organism: Leishmania braziliensis MHOM/BR/75/M2904
Lineage: Eukaryota; Euglenozoa; Kinetoplastea; Trypanosomatida; Trypanosomatidae
Product: UV excision repair RAD23-like protein
Exons: 1
Coding region: 1-1302 (433 amino acids)
Biological process (GO): nucleotide-excision repair; proteasome-mediated ubiquitin-dependent protein catabolic process
Cellular component (GO): cytosol; nucleoplasm
Molecular function (GO): ubiquitin binding; proteasome binding; polyubiquitin modification-dependent protein binding
Source: RefSeq, a predicted model, not a curated record